Papaver somniferum (opium poppy) is the source of this 2938-nucleotide messenger RNA. RefSeq names its product MDIS1-interacting receptor like kinase 2-like. Gene Ontology annotation, molecular function: ATP binding; protein binding; protein kinase activity. The transcript is spliced from 2 exons. The record is from RefSeq and is a predicted model, not a curated record. The coding region runs from base 134 to 2803 and encodes 889 amino acids. Lineage: Eukaryota; Viridiplantae; Streptophyta; Magnoliopsida; Ranunculales; Papaveraceae. Gene Ontology annotation, biological process: protein phosphorylation.
AUCCAUUUUAACAAUGAUGAGACAUUUUUUCUAUAACAAAAAACUAAAAGCAAUCUAUAUACUUGAGUAGUAUUCAGUAUUCUUAUGAGACUUGAUUGAUUUUCACUUGAAAAAACAAAAUCUGUUCUUUAAAAUGUUUCUACAAGUUGCCUCUUCUACUUUGUUAGUUUUUAUAGUACUGCUGUUUUUCACAUCUUCAAAUGUUAUUGUCUUUGCUUCUGGUUCAUCUCUUUCUUUAACUCGGAAUAGAGAUUUAACAGUUGAAGAAGAAGUAGAUGCCCUUUUGAAAUGGAAAUCAACCCUCGUUAACCAAACUCAUUUGCUCCUCCCUUCUUGGAAAAUACAUUCUACUGCGAGUACAACGAACCCAUGCAAGUGGUAUGGAAUCACUUGUAACAACCAAGGAAGCGUCGUGGAAUUGAGCUUAGUAAAUUUGGGUUUACAAGGUACACUUCAUAAUUUAAACUUCUCAUCUUUUUCCAACUUGGUUAUUCUUCAGUUGAGCCAAAACAAUCUCUUCGGAACCAUUCCAUCCCAGAUCGGUAAUCUAAGGUCUUUAGUUACCUUAGAUAUGUCUUUGAAUAAACUCACUGGUUCAAUCCCUGCUUCUGUCGGUAACUUGAGAAAUUUGACUUAUUUAUCUUUUUUUCAAAAUGAAUUAUCUGGUUCCUUGCCAAUAGGAAUCAACAAUCUAACUCAGUUGAAACAAUUGUAUUUGAAUGGAAACAAGUUUUCUGGUUAUUUACCUCAAAACGUAUGUCAAAGCGGAAUACUUGAAAAUUUUGCUGCAGGUUUUAACCAUUUUAAGGGUUCUAUACCAAGAAGCCUUAGAAAUUGCACCAGCCUUAGGACUCUCGGACUUGAAUAUAAUAAACUGGUAGAUAAUCUGACAGAGGCGUUCCAUGUGUAUCCGCAUCUAUAUAGAUUUACUGUGCGUAACAAUAUGUUGUAUGGUGAACUCUCAAAAGACUGGGGUGAUUGUCGAAAUUUGACAGCCUUAUCUUUCAGAGGGAAUAAUAUCACAGGUAGAAUACCAGCUGAGAUGGGAAAAUUGAAGAUUUUAAGUGCACUUUAUCUUGGUUCAAAUAACUUAGUAGGUGAAAUUCCUAAGGAGUUAUUCAAAAUGUCCUCAUUGAUCGAGUUACAUCUGAGCAAUAACCAACUUUCUGGUAGGUUGCCUUCGACAAUUGGAAUGUUAUCCAACCUGCAAUAUCUUGAUAUUUCAACAAAUAAACUCAGCGGGUCAAUACCCAAACAACUUGGGGAGUGCUCAAAUUUAUUAUCUUUGAAUUUGAGCACAAACAGUUUUAAUGGAACCAUCACACCCCAGAUAGGAAACUUAGAUUCGUUACAGAUUUUGUUAGAUCUUAGUUACAAUGAGUUGAGUGGAGAGAUACCACCAGAUCUUGGAAAACUAAGCAAACUAGAAACACUAAAUUUAUCGCACAACAAGUUUUAUGGCUCAAUUCCAUCUUCAUUUGAUCAAAUGGUUAGCUUGGCCAGCGUUGAUGUUUCGUAUAAUAAAUUGAGUGGUCCUCUUCCAAAUAUUAAAGCCUUUAAGGAUGCUCACGUUGAUGCAUUGAAGAACAACAAAGAUUUGUGCGGUAAUAACUCUACAGGAGUUAGACCAUGCAAGUCCUUGGAUGUGACUGCAAGAAAAAAAGCCAAGCAUAAUAAAGUUUUGCUCAUGAUCUUACUUCCUUCGAUUGGUUCAACAUUUUUUCUAUUUAUACUUUUCGCCCUUUUGUUUCGCCUUCGGAAAAGAUGGGUAGAAAAUGCUUCCCUUACAGAUCAAGCUAGAGCUACCAAUUCCGAAAGAAAUUUAUUUUCAAUUUGGAAUUAUGAUGGAAAAAUAGUUUUCGAGGACAUAAUUGAAGCAACCGAAGAUUUUGACACUAAAUAUUGCAUCGGAAAGGGAGGAUAUGGGAGCGUUUACAAAGCAGAGCUGUCAACAGGUCAAGUUGUUGCUGUGAAGAAACUUCACCCAUCAGAUGAAGAUUCUGAGGCAUUUGAGCUCAAGUCAUUUGAAAGUGAAGUUCAUGCACUCACAAAAAUACGACACCGGAACAUUGUUAAGCUUUUUGGUUUUUGUUCUAAUCCUGCAAGGCGGAUCUCAUUUCUGGUCUAUGAGUUUGUGGAAAGAGGAAGCUUGAAAAAUGUUUUGUUAGAUGGAGAACAGGCGAUGGGGUUUAAUUGGAUAAAGAGGCUAAGAUUCAUCAGGGGAACAGCUAAUGCACUUGCCUACAUGCACCAUGAUUGUAUCCCAGCAAUAGUUCACAGAGACAUAUCUAGCAAUAAUAUUUUGUUGGACUCUGGAUAUAAUUCCCGUGUUUCUGAUUUUGGUACGGCGAGGAUUUUGAAACCAGAUUCUUCCAAUUGGACUUCCCUUGCAGGAACCUAUGGAUAUGUUGCUCCAGAGCUUGCAUAUACAAUGAAGGUGACCGAGAAGUGUGAUGUUUAUAGCUUGGGGGUGAUCAUAUUAGAAGUACUAAUGGGAAGGCAUCCAUCUGAAAUCAUCACACUACUCUCGCAUGAUGUCCUUUCAUCUUCCUCUGCCAGUAAGGUGGGGCAAAAUGUAAGGUUGGGAGACAUCUUGGACCAACGCAUUGGAGCACCAACAGAUAUUGUGAAGAACGAAAUAACGUACAUCAUGAAGGUCGGAGUUUCAUGCUUACAGGGUGAUCCACAUACUCGGCCAACCAUGCAAGAAGUAUCAGUACAACUAUCGUUGUUUGCUCAGAGCAUGGCAAAUUUAGCAAAGCCUUUUGAAACUAUUACACUAAGAGACAUAAUGCUGUCAUAGUGUUGCACAGAACAAGGGUAACAUGGAUAGAUUUAAGUUUCGUCAGAAACUUAAUAGAAAACUGUAUCUAGGAUCAAGAUUCUAAGACAAAAGAUUGAUAAACAAACUUGAUAAUAAGAUGUGUCUUGUAAACAA